Oncorhynchus keta (chum salmon) is the source of this 2072-nucleotide messenger RNA. Its product is annotated as Krueppel-like factor 4. The transcript is spliced from 3 exons. Gene Ontology annotation, biological process: regulation of transcription by RNA polymerase II. The record is from RefSeq and is a predicted model, not a curated record. Bases 105 to 1385 code for a protein of 426 amino acids. Gene Ontology annotation, molecular function: RNA polymerase II cis-regulatory region sequence-specific DNA binding; DNA-binding transcription factor activity, RNA polymerase II-specific. NCBI's taxonomy places the organism in Eukaryota, Metazoa, Chordata, Actinopteri, Salmoniformes, Salmonidae.
GUGGGCACUACAGUCAUCACGGUUUAUAUCGUUUGGUUCGAUUUGGAUUGCUACAUAGCGUUAGAUGUUUUGUGGUAAAAGGUUAACUAAAAUAACAUUUUAUAAUGGCUCUCGCUGAUGCGACGCUGCCGUCGAUAACUACGUUUUCAAGCAGUAAGACGAUGGAGGAAAGACAGUCUGCAAUUGUCCAUGACUGGAAAGUGGACUGUUGCAAUACCAGCACAACAGGUGAUGACUUGAGAUCCCAGAUUGAAGUGGAGCUCAGUAUCGUUGAAUCACCUGCAGUGACCAGAGAUGAAGAUGACCUGGGGAAAUUCUUGGAUUUAGAGUUCAUUUUAUCCAACACCAUUGGAUCUGAAAGUGGAACCAAUAACUCAUCUCAACAGUCCUGCUCAUACUCACUGCCUGAGUCGCCGGAAAGCUGCAGCACAGGGCAUGACAGUGACGGUUCUCAGCUCACACCCAAUGCUUACGGCAGCUAUAACUUCAACACAAGUCCUGGGCACAGUCUGGUAGCCGAGCUGCUAACCCCAGAGAUGAAUUAUCAGAGCGACACACUGUUAGACUACAGGCUGAAGCAGCCUGCCACGGACAGGCGGGAGUACACUGAACUGCGGGCCUUGAAUAUAGCUACUGCCACUCCAGUCCACUUACAAGUGACCGACUCUCAUCCCAUGGGAUACAAAAUAAAGACAGAAAACACUGAGCGGUCGUGCAUGAUGGCAGGUGACUUCAUAGGACACAUGUAUGAUGAGAAACACAUGCGUUCCCUGCACACAGAGUUCACGCACCAUCAACUUGCUGUUCAGGGGUUUGCACCUCAUGGCAUGCAACAGAGUGUGUCCCGAGAUGGGAUGGGGCGCAAAGACUGUCACUUGACAGAGAUGAACUCUCAUCAGCAUAUUAACAUGGCACACCCUCAACAGUAUGAGCCAUAUCCACCGCAGUACACGCAUCACCAAGGUGCGCUACAGUACAGGAUGUUCAGGGAGCCCAUGCGGGUGCACCACCCGUCCAUGCCGGGGGUGAUGUUGACCCCACCAUCAUCGCCACUUUUGGAGUUUUACGCGCCGGAAGAUAGCAAACCCAAACGGGGUCGUCGGUCUUGGGCGAGAAAACGCACAGCCACUCAUAGCUGUGAAUUCCCUGGAUGUGGGAAAACCUACACCAAGAGUUCCCAUCUAAAGGCUCACAUGCGAACACACACAGGUGAGAAACCGUACCAUUGCAAUUGGGAAGGCUGUGGUUGGAAAUUUGCGAGGUCUGACGAGCUGACUCGUCACUAUAGAAAGCACACCGGUCAGAGGCCUUUCCAGUGCCACUUGUGUGAGAGGGCCUUUUCGCGCUCAGAUCACCUCGCACUGCACAUGAAGAGGCACAUGUGAACAGACAGUUGGAUCUGACUUUGAACGUUCUAUUUUUGUAUCAUGGCGAUAGACUGGACAUGACAUGUAAAUGCUUGUACAUACUAUCGUUCUCUUCUAAAUGAUGGGAGUACAAUAUUUAAGGAAAAGGAGAGCCUUUCUUGCUUACUCUUGCAUUUAAAUUAUUGAGUGUUGGUGACUGCUGAUGGUUGCUAUUUUGGCUUUUGAAAUAACACUGAACAACGGCUGGCUGUAGCCUACCCAAUAUUUUUUUGUACAUAUGCCUACAUGUAAAUGGACAUUUGUUUUCUAUCACUUAGGCCUACUGUGUAACUUUGAUACUUUGUUGCUGUUUACAAGAAUCACCAGACUUUCCAUGGUUUUCUAUAGUUUUUACAAUAAAAUUGUGUAUUUCAAAACACGUUUUUUUUUUCUUCUAUUUAAUUGUUUGAAUGCUUAGGCUUAUUAUGCUUCUCAAAGUGCUCUUAAAUCUGGUACUUAACACUGCCUUUCAAUGUUUCAUACAUUUUGUAUACAAAAUGAUGCUAAAGUUGUAAGGAAAUAUUCUCCCAAAACUGUACUAGAGAUACUUGAAGCUCUGGGAAAAUAUUAUCCACUCUGUAAGUGCAAUAUAGUUUUGUAAAAUCACAAAGACAAAGUGUUACAAGAGCUCUGUGUUUUAUGAAAAUAAAAUGAUAUGGAAAUUAA